Molecule: messenger RNA, 456 nt
Organism: Lecanosticta acicola
Lineage: Eukaryota; Fungi; Ascomycota; Dothideomycetes; Mycosphaerellales; Mycosphaerellaceae
Source: the annotation of a GenBank genome assembly
AUGCGAUUCUUCGACAUCUCCGCCACGGCGCUUGUCGCCGCCGCUGCCGUCUUCCACGGCGCGAGCGCUGCUGCUCCAGACACCUACGAUCAGGCCGCCGCACCACCGAGCUACAACAGCUGGACGUCCGCGACGACCACCUACACCACCACGCGCACUGUUCUUCGCGUCGUCGAGACUCUGACCGCCACGCGCAACGGCACCACCUCGGCGUACACCAGCACCAGCUCGUCUACGGUCCCUAUCAUGGCUCCGACUGGCACGGGUUCCAUCAUGACCUUCUCAAAUAGAACCUCCACCGUCCUCGGCACGGGCGCUGGACCAACGGGCACUGGUGCAUCCAGCUCUUCCGGUUACAUUCCACCGCCACAGCAGACCGGCGCUGCUGGCAAGCUCGGCGCGGAAGCCGUGGGCCUGGCCGCCAUCGCUGGGAUCAUUGGCCUGGCCGCCCUCUGA